Cuscuta epithymum is the source of this 2673-nucleotide messenger RNA. Lineage: Eukaryota; Viridiplantae; Streptophyta; Magnoliopsida; Solanales; Convolvulaceae. The record is from the annotation of a GenBank genome assembly.
UUCGUCAUUGAUAUAGCUUGGAGCCACUGUAGGGUCGGUUUCAACCUGGAAAUCAGAAAAGCCAUUCUCCAAAGCAAACAUCGUGGCUAUAAUAAUGGCGAAUAACUCUGCUUCAAGACUCGAUAGCGGAAAGGACAGAGCAAAAACAAGCUCCUCUUCGGCGUUCCUCAUAAUCACACCACCGGCCACUUGAUUAGGAAGAGGAGAAGGAGAAGAGGAAGAGGAAGAGGAAGAGAAAGAGGAAGACGAAGAGAAAGAGGAAGUCCAAGGAAAAAUGAAUGAGACUGUUUUGAGAAGAUUUGUGGAAGGUGGAAUUAUGAAUCAAUCUGGGUCAAUAAAAAAGAUGGAAGGUGAUAGAUAUUCGGUUGAUAUGGGUAACCUCGAUCGCAACCGAAGGAACGAGAUUGGGAGGAAUGGAGAUGUGAUGUCCGAAGAACAACUACAACAAGAAUUGGCUCGACAUAAUAAUCGCUUUCUCCAACAAGAACAAAUCCCGACGACCAUUGACAAAGAUGAGCUCGAGGAUGACGAUGCGGAUGAACUUGAACUGGAGACGGGCGAUGGUGACGGCAACCACGACGAGGCGGACGAGCCCACCUCAUCCCAACCCGGUAAGAAAAAAAGUAAAUCUGAACUAAUGAAAAAUAAUUUUGAUUAGUGGAAGGACGCACAAACCGGGUUUUGGUACGCAACUUGCAAGUGGUGCAACAAAAAUUAUAGCUUGGGGACCUCCGGCGGAUAUGGAUCCGCCGCAAGGCAUUAAGGCAAAGCACACCGUGGAGUACGCAAGGCGGCGGAACAUGGAAGCAAACUCAAAUAUCGUGGUUUACGAAUUCUCAACCUUUUGGUAAUUUCUCAUACAAUGAUGCACAAAAUUUGACUGGUACGACUAACUUAAUUUGUGAAGAAAAUUUGUCUUAUAUGUUUUCUGAAGGUCUUGCUUUAAGAGAUUAUGCAUGUGGUAGUUUAAAUCCUCAAUUUAGAGGUUAUAGUUGCAAAACCGUUGAGAAAGAAAUUAUAAGGUUUUCUGGUGCGGAAAAGGCAAGGUUACAAAAUUUAUUUGCAAACUUUGAUGGGCGUGUUACUAUUUGUUCUGACAUAUGGGAGGAUGAUUUUCAUCAUGUAAAUUAUUUGAGUCUGACUGCACAUUAUAUUGAUGAGGAUUGGAAUAUGCAUAAACGUGUUCUUGCUUUUCGUGAAUUUAAUGAUCGUCACACCGCUGAACAUAUUUAUAUUUUGAUUGAGCGUAUUUUAAUCGAGUAUAAUUUGAUUGAUAAGGUGUUUGCUAUUAGUUUCGAUAAUGCUACUAAUAAUACUGCUGCUAUACCUAGAUUGCGUGAAUUGUGUGGUGUCAAUAGUUUGAUGGGUAAAUUUUUUCAUCAACGCUGUGCAUGUCAUGUUAUAAAUUUAUGUGUGCAAGAUGGUCUAAAAGCGUUAGAAGAUACUAUGGAGGUAGUCGGGGGGGGGGGGGGGGGGGUAGACGGUAUUUGAGGUAGUGGUCAACUUAGAUUAAAAUUGCAAAAUUAUUUGUCUGAAAGAGGUGUGAGAUAUGUUGUUUUUCCUAAAGAUUUGACUAUUCGUUGGAAUAGUACUUAUAAAUUACUUAAAGUUGUUCUUAGAUAUAAAGAACAUUUUCCUGCUUUUUUAAAACAACAUGAUAACUAUAUUAUACACUCGGCUGACAUCGACACUUGCGAAAAAAUUUAUAAUGUUUUGAUAUUUUUUUAUGCAAAUGAAACUUUUAGUCAUGUUUAUAAACUAUCGCAAAUCAAUUUAUUCGUGAAGCUGUUAAUCUCGCCAGUGGUUUUAAAGAAUUUGAGAAUGCUGUUUACGUGAGUUAUUUUUGUGAUUUUAUGAAGAAAAAGUUUUUAAAAUAUUAUGCACAUAUUCCGCAUAUUUAUGGUAUUGCAUUUAUUCUCGAUCCUCGUUUUAGACUAGCUAAUUUGGAAGAUUGUUUCAACUUCUAUGAUCUUACUUUUUUUAGUGAAUUUCUAAUGUAUGACGAUAACCUCAUAGAUCCGAAAAUGGAAUACAACGAGGUUAGUACUUUAUUUUAUGUCUUAUUUAAUGAGUUUCAUGCACAAUAUGGCAACGCGCCCCCUCCCCCGACACGAACAUUUUCAUCUAAAGGAAAAUCAAUUUUUAAAUCUGUAUUUGGCAAUCUUAUGAAAAAAACUAAAACUACUCACCCUACUGAACAAAGCACAAUAAAUUAGAUUACUUUGUAUUUAACCUAUGAAGUUGAAUUUGAAGAAAAUGACGACUUUGACAUUCUAAAGUGGUGGAAGUCACCAGAAAGAAUGUUCCCGAUUUUAGCACGGAUGGCUAAGCAAGUGCUACCAAUGUCAGUUUCAAUAGUUACUGUGGAACAAGAAUUUAGUUCGGCCGGCAACGUCCUAACGACAUCUAGAACGAGAUUGAGCGCAAACUCUCUUGAGACGCUUAUAUGCUACCACGAUAGGUUGAAGCCGCACGUAGAGCUCAAGAAAUGAGCAUCACCCCCUCCCAAGACUUUAUGGAUACUCAACAACCGAUGGUGACUCUACUUGUGUCGGAGAUUCCGAUUGAUUAAUAUUUUACAAUUUAUUAUAAAUUGCAUUUCAUGUUUUAAUCUUUCCCUCAAUUCUCAAUUGUAAUUUGUAAACCUAUACUUCAUAUUUCAAAUAAAUAUGC